Messenger RNA from Polistes canadensis, 1479 nucleotides. It is a transcript of the gene Su(var)3-3, whose product is annotated as lysine-specific histone demethylase 1A-like. The record is from RefSeq and is a predicted model, not a curated record. The transcript has 10 exons. Lineage: Eukaryota; Metazoa; Arthropoda; Insecta; Hymenoptera; Vespidae. The coding region runs from base 1 to 1479 and encodes 492 amino acids. Gene Ontology annotation, molecular function: oxidoreductase activity; protein binding.
AUGGAAGAAAAAUAUAAUCAAUUGGAAGAUGAAAAUGCUUCGGAUACUUCAGAAAAAUCUAAAACCGGUCUUGUUACUUCAGAGAAGAAAAUAGUCAGUGAUGUGAAAAAAGAAUCUGAUCCAGUGUUAUCCGUGCCAGCAUCAUCUGCGCCUAAAGUAGAACCAAAAGAAGAAGAGGAUCAGGAUAGUGACCAUGAAGAUCCGCAUGUAAAAGAAUUAUUAAAUGGUUUGGAAGGUGCAGCUUUCCAAAGCCGUCUUCCAUUUGAUAAAUUAACGUCUACAGAAGCGGCAUGUUUCCCAGAUGUAUCCGGGGGACCACCACAAACACAAAAAGUAUUUCUACACAUUAGAAACAGACUUCUACAAUUGUGGCUUGAAAAUCCAAAGCAACAAUUAAUUAUUGAAAAUGCUCUMCCUGCCAUAGAACCACCGUACAACAGCGAUACUUUACUAGCUCGUCGUAUUCAUUCCUUUUUAGAACGUCAUGGUUUUAUAAAUUUUGGUGUUUUUAAACGUUUAAAGCCGUUACCUACUAAAAAAUUAGGUAAAGUUAUAGUGAUAGGUGCAGGAAUAGCUGGUUUAGCUGCAGCUCAACAAAUGCAGCAAUUUGGCUUAGAAGUAAUAGUACUAGAAGCAAGAGAUCGAGUAGGUGGAAGAAUUGCAACAUUUCGUAAAUCAUCUUACAUUGCGGAUUUAGGAGCCAUGGUGGUCACAGGAUUAGGGGGUAAUCCAGUAACAACUCUUAGCAAACAAAUUAAUAUGGAGCUUCAUAAAAUACGACAGAAGUGUCCUUUAUACGAAAGUGACGGCCAAACGGUUCCAAAAGAUAAAGACGAAAUGGUCGAACGAGAGUUCAAUAGAUUAUUAGAAGCAACGUCUUAUCUGUCACAUCAGUUAGAUUUUAAUUAUAUAGGCAACGCUGGAACAGGAAGCCAAGGUGCCAAUACACGGCCGGUUUCGUUAGGUCAAGCAUUAGAAUGGGUUAUACGUUUACAAGAACAGGGCGUUAAACAAAGACAAGUUGCACAUUUACGUUCGGUUCUUUCCUUACAAGGGAGAUUAAUUACCAAUCAACAUAGAAUGAUACAAAUUAUGAGUCGUUUAACAGAUUUAAAUAAACAAUACAAAGAAAUGUCAGAAAAUAAAUCACAAACAAGGGACAUCACACAAGAAUUCGUGUUGCGUUCGAAAUUACGCGAUCUUCACAAUGCUUGCAAGGAAUGGGAUCAGCUAGCGGAACAACAGAAAGAAAUCGAAGCGAAGUUACAGGAGUUGGAGGCAUCCCCACCAAGUGACGUGUACUUAUCAUCGAAGGAUCGUCAAAUAUUGGACUGGCAUUUUGCAAACUUGGAAUUCGCCAACGCAACAUCUCUGUCAAAUUUGAGCUUGAAGCAUUGGGAUCAGGACGACGAUUUCGAGUUCACCGGAAGUCAUCUGACCGCUCCUAGUUCCAUGCCAUUAUCGAGAACUUUGAACUAG